Messenger RNA from Cladocopium goreaui, 2181 nucleotides. The record is from the annotation of a GenBank genome assembly. Lineage: Eukaryota; Dinophyceae; Suessiales; Symbiodiniaceae.
CACGGUGGCACAGUGGUCAAUAUAUAUAUAUGCGGGGAAAGGACGUCCAAGACAACACAGCUUUAAACACCACGGAAAUUUGUGACGGUGCAAUUUUCCUGGAUGGCCUUGUUUGACAGAAGGUUGUUGUCAUAUUUUGAUGAUGGCGGAACUAUUGGGUCCGGGACUUUUCAAGAUCGCAUUUGUGACUACCAACAGGAUUUGUGUGAUAUUGAACGGGAACUUUUGAAAUACCAGCACUUACUCGGCAUCCAAAGGGUGAAGGUAAAGGCACGUGAUCGCCGCCACUGGAAACCUGCCACCCGAGCAGUGCGCGAGGACGGCGCCGAAACAGACUUGGGGAGUAUCCAGAAUGUCGUCACGCAGCCGCACCAGGCAGAACACCGCAGCAGCUUCUCCUUGUUGGAGCCUCCCGCGUCCACAGCAUCGCACUCAAGCUCCGUGCAUGGCCGGCAGACACCCAGCGAAGCGCUUUCCAGUGAGGCCAAGCGUGGUUCCCGAAGGCUAUCCAAAGCAGAUGGCCCAGGUGUUGAAAAACCUGUCAUGUCAGGAAGUGUCACAAGCCACAAAGCGUCUGCCCUGCAUGUGGAGCUGGGGAGGGUGGCUGUCUCGAUGGCUGCUACUUCACGAUCAAUUCAAACCAGCUUGCUGGUUUUAUGGCUGCUGCACCUUGCAACAGCUGAGAAAACUUGCAACGGGUGUACAGCUGGGGUGGGGCUCCUGCAGAAGCUUGGCUGCUUUGAUACGGCCACCUUCAAUGAUGAACGGCUUUGCCAGACGGUUUUGCCAGACGGUUUUUCGAAUUUGGCAGCCAUGUGGGCUGGAGGGAAAGUGGACACUGCUGCCUGGGUAGCUUUUGAUCCGCUCUGUAGGAAAUCCCCGCGUCAGCAUGUCAUGGUGGUGCCGGGGGUGCCUUACGACUGGUAUCCCGUGGAUGGGGGAGACGGUCGAGCCUGCCGUGGAGCGACCAGCCAUGACAACCAGGCCAGUUACUACAGCGUGGUCUCAGGCAUUCCAUCUAUCGACCUGUGCAAAGAUGAAUGCCUGAAGCAUUCCAACUGCUCAGGCGUUGAAUUCAGUGGCACACGCUGCGAGGUUUGGACCAGGCCCGAAGGCAUCCAGGCCUCCAUCCCCUUGGAGAACUUUCAAUGCUGGAGCUACCAGCCCUCCCUCUUCGAAGCCGUGGAUGGUGGCCUGGACCGACGCUGUGAAGGCACAAGCGAUUUGGAUGUGGUGCAGCAGGGAAUCCAAACAAUAUCUCAGUGCAAGCUGCAGUGUGUGACAACUCCAGCUUGCAAGGGCAUUGAGUUUGAAGGUGUAGGGGGCACUUGCAAGUUGUUGACUCGACCCGAUGCCAUCGCAUCUUCUACGGCAGCGCCGGGCUACAGCUGCUACCGCCUGGAAUUUUACCAGGCAGAUCCCUUGGUCGCCGAGGCCGCUUGCCGCGGGGCCCAUGUCAACGAUAACCAAGCCGCUUACUUCAAGGUGAUGGAAAACACCGGCAGCAUCGAUGAGUGCAAGCAAAGCUGCAGAGAGGAGGCCGCAUGCCAAGGCAUUGAGUUUGCCGGAACCCAUUGCCACUUGGCGAUGUCGGAAACAGGCGAAGUGUGGGUGCGCCCUGAAGGAAUUGAGGCUGUGAAACCUUUGUCUAAUUCCAAGUGUCUGAAGUACUCCGCUGGGACAGUCCCAUCCACCACAGCGACUACGGAGUCAACAACGGCCACUACCAUGACCACAACUGAGUCCACAACCACCACCACGGUGUUGACAAUGGCAUCAACCACAGAGUCGGUCACAACCACUGAAGCCACAACAACCAGCGCGAAAGAAUGUCGCAAAGGCUAUGAUCAGUGUGGUGGCAAGGGUUACACUGGAAAAACCUGUUGCAUUUAUGGCUGGGAUUGCAUCGUGCAGAACGAGUUCUAUUCUCAGUGCCGGCCGACCACUGGAACCACCACCACAGUCCCAUUGGACUGCACCGCCCCGGGAACGGAGUUUGCAACGCGCUACCGGCAGUGUGGAGGUCGCAAUUGGAAUGGCCCGAGGUGCUGCGAAAAUGGUGACAUUUGCGUUUUCGACAAUGAAUACUACUCGGGCUGCAAGCCUCCGAACAGCACGACCACUGCUGGCAGCAUCACGACUACCACGCAGCAAACAACGCAAUCCUCUGCAGUGACUUGA